Molecule: messenger RNA, 606 nt
Organism: Trichobilharzia szidati
Lineage: Eukaryota; Metazoa; Platyhelminthes; Trematoda; Strigeidida; Schistosomatidae
Source: the annotation of a GenBank genome assembly
CCGAAGAAAUGCUAGCUGGGACGGACUCUUCCUGUUGUUCCGCAGAUGAUUUCUGUAAUAUUUUUCAACUCUAGCCGCCUAUAAUGUCCAGCAGCCUCGCUUGUUCAUUAUUAGCACUUCAUAAUUUGGUGGUUAUGUGAAUAACACAGUUUUGUGGACCUUUUACUUUUCUCUUCUCCUCUGGAGUCUAGAAAUUAAUUCCAAGAAAAGCGCGGUAAUGCACCUAGGUCAGAGGUCUUACACGUCAGAACUGGCAGAUGUUCGGGGACAGAAGGAUUUAGGAAGUAUUGUAAGCCAUGACUUAAAAAUAAUGGUAGAUUGUAAUCGAGCUGCAGCUAAGGUUUCUCGAAUGCUAUGGGCACUUCGAAGGGCUUUCAAACGAUUAGACGAGGGUAUGUUCCAAGUAUUCUAUGCAACAUAUGUCAGACCUCAUGUAGAACACUGCAUACAAGCGGUGAGUCCAUUCUUCAGAAAGGAGGCACAUAUCUUGGAAAGACUACAGAUGGUAAGAACUAAAUUAGUUAGUGGUAUCUCACUGUUUCCUAUUGAUGAGAGGAUGGAGCAUUUACAUCUCUUCCCAUUCGCAUACCUUAUAUUAAAGGGUGA